Coffea arabica (coffee) is the source of this 495-nucleotide messenger RNA. Its product is annotated as E3 ubiquitin-protein ligase CIP8-like. Gene Ontology annotation, molecular function: ubiquitin protein ligase activity. Gene Ontology annotation, biological process: protein ubiquitination. The record is from RefSeq and is a predicted model, not a curated record. Lineage: Eukaryota; Viridiplantae; Streptophyta; Magnoliopsida; Gentianales; Rubiaceae. Gene Ontology annotation, cellular component: cytoplasm.
AUGCCCGCUGCUGCACCACUUGAGGACCACUCAAUUGAGUUUCGAUUGGCCGUGCCUGAAGGAGAAGGGUAUAUUGGGAAUCCAGACGAUUACGUAGAUGCAGCGGGUUAUGAAGCUUUGCAGCAAAACUUGGCCGAAACUGAUAGCGAUGGGCGGCGAGGAGCAUCUCCCACAUCAAAAGCUUCUGUAGAAGCAUUAGAAACCACAGAGAUUAAGUCAGAACUGGAGGCAUUGGCUUGUGCUGUAUGUAAAGAUAUAGUUGGUGUUGGAGAAAUGGUAAAGAAAUUGCCUUGUGGACAUGGAUAUCAUGAGGAUUGUAUCAUACCGUGGUUGGGGUCGAGAAAUUCGUGCCUUGUAUGUAGGUAUGAGUUGCCGACAGAUGAUGCAGAGUACGAGGAAGAAAGGAAAAAGAGAGCUACUGCUGCCGCUGCCCCGAGUUCUUCUUCCGGUGGCAUUGGCGGUAUUAGUGGUGAUUACGAGACUCAGUUCUUCUAA